This is a messenger RNA of Limulus polyphemus (Atlantic horseshoe crab), 2000 nucleotides long. Its product is annotated as tctex1 domain-containing protein 1-like. The transcript has 5 exons. The record is from RefSeq and is a predicted model, not a curated record. Gene Ontology annotation, biological process: microtubule-based movement. Bases 377 to 868 code for a protein of 163 amino acids. NCBI's taxonomy places the organism in Eukaryota, Metazoa, Arthropoda, Merostomata, Xiphosura, Limulidae. Gene Ontology annotation, molecular function: dynein intermediate chain binding. Gene Ontology annotation, cellular component: cytoplasm; cytoplasmic dynein complex.
ACGAGAGUCAUAAACACUAGGCUUAACCUUAAAUACUAUUUACGAAAUCCAUAUAUCCAACGCUGUUUGUUUGAAAUUGAACUGGAAUUCAUCAUUUACUUAACAUUUAGCCAAUAAAAAGUACUUCAUAUAAAUUACACCAAAAAUAUUUACGCCUUUAUAAAUAACAUAAUAUAACACAUUAAUUGAGAUUUUAUGGAGUCAAGUAGUGAGAGAUAAAAAGUUCUUGAAGUGAUUUAGGAUGGAUGUCUAUACUAACUGGCCAGAGAUACAACUUGACAAGAUGACAUUUCAUAUUUAUUGUUAACCACUAAUGAGGAUGUGGUUACAAGAGUUGAAGAUUUGAAGAAGAGUGAUCAUUAAAUGAUUAGAAUGAAUGGAAGAAGCACAGGGAAGAGGGAGAAGACGAAGUUUAUUUGAUAUAGCACGCACACAAAAACAGAAGACUGGAACUAUCCAAGUUGUCAGUAUUCCCCCAGUUUCUUCAGAAGAGCAGCUGUCCAAGCAUAAGGUAAAGUACGAAAACUCGUAUCAGCUUGAGCCUGAUUCCAAACUUCAGACCAAUAAGAUUGCUUCCAUUUUACAACAGAUUUUGUCACAGCACUUAGAAGGGGCUUGCUACAAUCCUCUGACAACCAGUUUGCUUUGUAAAGUUAUUGCAAAUGAUGUUGAGCGAGAAGUAAAGAAACUUGGGUAUAAAAGAUACAAAUUUGUGUGUAUGGUGACCAUUGGUCAGAAGCAGAAUGAAGAUAUUACAAUAGCAAGUCGUUGUUUAUGGGAUCCUCAGAGAGAUAACUUUGUAACAGAAGUAUUUGAAAACCUGGAUUUCUAUGCUGUUUCAACUGUGUUUGCAAUUUACUAUGAGUAACAAAGUCACAGAGAAAUGGAAUAACGAAACAUGUUUUCAUUGAAUAGUACUCAUAUUCUGAUAACUAUGAAAUAUAGCUGCAUAUGUAGUGAUGUUGUUUGCACAAAGACCUGAUGAAAGUGCUGGGAAUAUUGUGAAUGAUAAAAGUUUGGAGAAACAGUGUUAUAUUUGUACAGUGAUUUGCAUAAUAGUGGUUUUUUGAACACAUACAAAAUCCUCAGCUGGUUGUUUACCUGUUACUUGUAAACAUGUAGGUUAAUCACUGGUCGAUAGAUUCUGACAUUUAGAAGUUUGUUUCAAUUAAAAAUAAAUUUUGCUUUUACAAAUGCUUAUGCUGAUGAUCUGUUGGUCUAAACUUGUGAAAUAAUAACUUGUUAAUGACAAUUUUUUUUUCACUGUUCAUAGGCUGUCUUACAAAUUUAGACCAACAGCUCAAAGUGUAUUAAAAUAACAUCAUCCAUUGUAAGGUCUUAAAACUGUCGGUCUACAGUUACGUUGUAGAAGAAUUAUGCCACAGUUACUAAUCGCUUCAGUUAUCAAUACUCCAUUCAUUGAAAACGUGAUAUUAUUGAACUGGUACAACAUACAAUAUAUUUAAACCACUUAUACUUAUUAGACAAACUAAAAUCUUAAGGUACUUGUUAUGAAAGGGAACAUAAUACAGAAAAACUCAACUCUGUCUUUGUAAGUCACGGGAACGGUACAACUACAAAUGUGCCUGAAAGUGGAUAUUUAAAAUUUUCGUUUUAAAUUGAAUUGUAGAAUUAGCCUACUUUGUUUUAAUUUUAUUUACACAUACAAAUAUAUAUAUAUCUACUCUUGAUAAUAUAACAAUUGAAACCUGUAUCAUUCUUUAUUAAAAACACUGUUUUGUUUUUUCAUAAAAUAUUUUAGAGUUAUAUUAAUUUUCUUCCUCCUUUUUAAAAACAUUUAACAAAAUUAUGUAGACAUGUACUUGAUUCUAUAAGUGAGUGAAGUAUUCUUGAUUUGGUGAAAUUGCAUGUAAUUGCAUUACUUACUUAAAACAAUAAAGUGAUUAGCUUUGAUAUCUCUUAUAAACUCUGGGAAACGUUUUUACAAGUGCACACUGGAGAAAUGUAGGCAUUUUUGACAAUAAAAGUUACAAAAACAA